Molecule: messenger RNA, 1290 nt
Organism: Daphnia pulex (common water flea)
Lineage: Eukaryota; Metazoa; Arthropoda; Branchiopoda; Diplostraca; Daphniidae
Exons: 5
Coding region: 254-1123 (289 amino acids)
Source: RefSeq, a predicted model, not a curated record
GCUGCCUACCCAUCUAUCUAUUCACGAUUCCAUUGCGCGCAUAGUCAACCCGGACUAGAACCCCGCGGUUGUAAAAUCCCUUGCUUGUCAUUUCUCUGCCGCCAGUUAAAUAAAGAACAUGCCCGCUACACAGCCGUCUUAUUGUCAGUCUGUCCGGAGGACAUCGUGCAGACACAGCAGUCCCGUCUUGUGGCCUUAAUAGUACAACUGAAACGCAAUUUCAAUUAUUUAAAAAAUACUAUUUCCAGCGAAUAUGGUGUCAACUCUUCCGCCUAAUCGGACGGUAGACGUCUGUGGAACGCAUCGCUUCAUGUUCUUUACCAGUUCAUCGGGAGUGAAUCGGACGAAAAAGGGUCGCCUGCUUUUUUCCAGGCGAACAGUUGGACGAUCAUCGACCAUCGGUAAUAGCAGGAAACUAGCUAGCAGUCGCACGACAGGAUCCCAUCCUUCAACAAUCUUUCAAACGGCAUCGACUCAAACGGAUAUGCGAGACUCGGAAAUUCAAACUGAUCCAUGGUGGCAUCGAUCGGAAGGUGUGCCGCUCCUUUGCUGUCGAGGAUCUCACCGAAAACUUGAAAGAGCUAAAUGGAAUGCACGCGCCUAUCUGGGAGCUUUUGAUCAUCAACAGCAAGAAGAAGAUCAAGAUGUUACACAUCAAGAAAGUUUGUCGACGCUGGAAGACGGCGACACGAGCACAGGCACGCAAACCCUUGGUGGCACGACAACGCAAUCCAAACAAAGAACGGUUAGUUGCGGUCCGUCGUACGGCAGCCGAGCAUGCUUUCCUGAUCCUCUUGACCUCUGGGUAUCGACUUAUCAGAAGCUUCGCAUCGACGACGAAAUUGAGGAAGAAAAGAUUUCGCUGAAGAAAAAUCGCCUACUUAAACGCCAGGAGUCUCGGAACAUGAAGCGCCACAAACACCUAACAACGGAGUCAUCGCAGAUUUUCAGAAAACCACCAACAUCAGACCCAGUGUUUUUGAAUCGUAGAUAUAACAGACUUGUUCCUAAAGUGCUACCCAGUGUUCCAAAACUUGAUAAUGCCACAUUGGAGGAGGCAUUGGACCAACUCUGCCAACAAAUUCAAGAGCAAUUUAAUUUGAAUACCAUACAGGUAAAAUAAAGAACCAACCAAUUCAUUGUGUUUAUUCAACUGAAACUCCGUUGCUAUCUUUUGUCUGACAAUCAAAUAAAACAUGAUAACUAUGAAAACUUUAUCCCCUGUCAUACCGGGAUAUAAAAUAUUAGGCUAGUUGCACGCAACAUGAUGGGAAUUAAUUGUAUAGCGUA